This is a messenger RNA of Morus notabilis, 1367 nucleotides long. Its product is annotated as SKP1-interacting partner 15. Gene Ontology annotation, molecular function: protein binding. The coding region runs from base 140 to 1294 and encodes 384 amino acids. Lineage: Eukaryota; Viridiplantae; Streptophyta; Magnoliopsida; Rosales; Moraceae. The record is from RefSeq and is a predicted model, not a curated record. The transcript has 2 exons.
GACAGAGACAGACUGUCUUCUCUCCAGGCUCCACCACCACCACCACCACCACCACUUGGAUUGAAUCUCUCUCUCUCGGAGCAUUUCAACGCCCUCUCUCCGUCUCCGAUCGAAUACUUCGCGGCCCGCCGAAUUAAAAAUGGAGUCGCCGCCGAUUUACCGUCUUCCACAAGACACCCUCCACCAGAUAUUCUCCGCCCUCCCACUCCGUCAGAUCAUGAUCUGCCGCUCCGUUUCAAAGCUCUUCAAUCAGCUCCUCACCUCACCCUGCUUCCUGCACCUCAUCUCCAACCGAUCCUCCCUCCGCCUCCUCGCCCUCCGACCGCCUCACCACCACCACAAUCACCGCCACGUGGCCUCCCCUCCCUGCCUCCACGUGUUCGACCCCGAUCAGAAUCAAUGGCUCAGAUUCAGCCUCGAUUUCCUCCCCUUCCGGUCUCUUCACCCCGUCGCCUCCUCUCUCGGCCUCGUCUACCUGUGGGGUGACUCCUCAAACGACAUGUCGUUUGGACCUCCCACCACCACCACCACCUGCAACAUCAACAGCAACAAGUCUCUUGUCGUUUGCAAUCCCUUGACUCGGCAAUUCCGGGUUCUGCCUCAGCUCGGCUCGGCCUGGUCGCGCCACGGCUCGGUCCUUGUCGACUCGGCGGCGAGCCGAGUCAUGGUUCUCACCGAACUCGCCGCGCUCUACUUCUCCACCGGCGGGUCCCACCAGUGGCUCAACUUCUCCUCCAAUCUCCCUUCCAAGCCUCGAAGCCCGAUCCUUGUCUCCGACUCGGUCUACGCCCUCUGCGACGUCGGAUCGCCAUGGCGGAGCCAGUGGAAGCUAUUCUCCUGCGCGAUUGCGAGAAUGAAGAGCAGCUCCUCCUCGCAGAACUGGAGCCGCCUCGAGCGCCACGAGUGGGGGGACGUCUUCGACAUCCUCAAACGGCCGCGAUUGGUCCGCGGAUCGGGGAAUCGGAUCCUGAUGGUCGGAGGAUUGAAGUCUUCCUUCUCACUCAACUCCUCCUGCUCGACGAUCCUGAUCCUAAGGCUUGAUUUGGAGACGCUGGAGUGGGACGAGGCCGGUCGGAUGCCGAUUGAGAUGUUCCGGUGCUUUCAGGAGUCGAGCAAGUUCAAGGUGUUUGGUGGCGGGGAUAGAGUUUGCUUCUCGGCCAAGCGAGUCGGGAGGCUGGCGCUGUGGGACCGGUGCUCGGGGAAGGCAGAGUGGCGGUGGAUCGACGGCGUGCCGGGGAGCAGCGACGGGCUCUGCCGCGGGUUUGUUUUCGAGGCGAGGCUCACGCCAUUGUGACAAACAGAGCUACAAAUUUUAAAUGGUUGCCUUUGCCGGCUUGAGGAGGUAGAACAAGAAAGCAUAUACUUGA